This is a messenger RNA of Drosophila willistoni, 1055 nucleotides long. RefSeq names its product high mobility group protein Z (gene HmgZ). The transcript has 3 exons. Gene Ontology annotation, molecular function: transcription cis-regulatory region binding. The record is from RefSeq and is a predicted model, not a curated record. The coding region runs from base 337 to 675 and encodes 112 amino acids. NCBI's taxonomy places the organism in Eukaryota, Metazoa, Arthropoda, Insecta, Diptera, Drosophilidae.
CUGUAUUCCACUGAAGGCAAAAGCUGUACUACGUACUACAUACAACUAGCAAGGCAAGGCAAAACCGAAAAGACUUGAGUUUUUUUUGUUGGUUGCUUGUUUCUCUGUUCACCAGGCAGCAGCAGUAUAGUAGAAGAAAAUUUUAUAAAGUGAACGCGCUUCUGUGAACGAUUUUCUGUGUGUGGUGUGUUGGCUGUAGCAAAAAGAAAAAACAUUUUUAUAUACACAACCCAGAAGAAAAAUACAACAUAUUAGCCAAAUUGAAACGCAAUUUUCGCGACUAUUUUAUACGGAAUUCGUUAAAGUCAAAGUAAUAAAACACAAAAAACUAUCAAUAUGAGCGGUGAACGUCCAAAGAGACCUCUGUCAGCAUAUAUGCUGUGGCUGAACGAGAAUCGUGAACAGAUCAAAAAAGAUAAUCCUGGCAGCAAGGUCACAGAUAUUGCCAAACGUGGCGGUGAACUGUGGCGUGGCCUUAAGGAUAAGACGGAAUGGGAACAGAAAGCCAUCAAACAGAAGGAAGAAUACAACAAGGCAGUUAAGGAGUAUGAGGCAAAUGGUGGCACCGAUUCCGGUGCGCCAAAGAAGCGAAAGAAGAUUGCCAACAAGCCAGCGCCAAAGAAGGCCAAGAAGAAAGAUUCCUCCGAGGAAGAAGAGGACGAUGAGAGCGAGUAGAUCACACACACAUACCCAAAAACCAUCCACUCCACCACUUUCUCCUCCCUCCCACUCCACAAUACAAACAAAUAAUACAAAGAAAAAUCUUUGCAUCAGUUUUAAAAUACAUUUUAUUAAUGUAAUUUUUUAAGUAAAAAAUGAGCAAGAAAAAAAAUUAAGAAAAUUAUACAAAAAAAUAUACAAUCCUUAAAACUUAAACCAAACCUAAGAAAAAAGAAAAAUAAGAAAAAAAACCUCCUCCUCCCCCCAUAAAAAUAAGUUAAAUACAUAAUUUCCAGUCAAAAAACAAACAACAACAUUUUCUUUCUAGGUUUGUACGUAAAAACAUCUACACACCAUUCAUAUACACACACACUCAUACACAUACAUUUCUACAU